UGCGCGCGGGUGGCAGUGCGUGGGCCCGCGUGGCUGCGGUGUGCGGUGACUGUGCGCGUGCAUGUGUGAGUGAGAGAUCCCCGUGUAUAAAAGGCGCAGCGCUGCCUCCGCUCGCGCUCACUGUCCGCCGCCGUGCAGCAACAGCAUCAUCAGCAUCAUCUCUCAGUCUGAGCCUCUCUACCCAUCCCUCUAUCUCUCUAUCUGUCUCUCAGCGCGCGCCUGGGAUCCUCCUGUCUCUGAAACUCCUGUCCAUGGUUCUGACCGAAGCUACCAACAUGUCUCGAGCCGACGAGGUGCAUCGUAUAACGGAGAACGUCUACAAGUCCAUCAUGGAGCAGUUCAACCCCUGCUUGAGGAACUUCGUGGCCAUGGGGAAGACCUAUGAGAAGGCCCUGUCCAGUGUGACAUUUGCAGCAAAAGGCUACUUCGACGCUCUGGUGAGGAUGGGCGAACUGGCCAGCGAGAGUCACGGCUCUAAAGACCUUGAAGAAGCUGCGUGGGACGUACUCUUCCAGAUGGCCGAGGUCCACAGACAGAUCCAGAUGCAGCUGGAGGACAUGCUGAAAUCCUUUCAUAAUGAGCUGCUGACAGAACUGGAGAAGAAGGUGGAGCUGGACGCUCGAUAUCUAAAUGCGGCUCUGAAGAAGUACCAAAUGGAGCACCGGAGUAAAGGUGAGAGUCUGGAGAAGUGCCAGGCCGAGCUGAAGAAGCUGCGGAGGAAGAGCCAGGGCAGCAAGAACCCGUCCAAAUACGGAGACAAGGAGAUGCAGUACGUGGAGGCCAUCAGCAGCCGGCAGAAUGAGCUGGACAGCCACAUCGCCGAGGGCUACAAAAACGCCCUGUCCGAGGAGAGGAGGAGGUACUGCUUCCUGGUGGACAGACAGUGCGCUGUGGCCAAGAGCAGCAACGUCUACCACAGCAAGGGUAAAGACCUGCUGGCCCAGAAGAUCCCAGUAUGGCAGCAGGCAUGUGCUGACCCCCAUAAGCUCCCUGACCGGGCGGUCCUCCUGACCCAGCAAAUGGGUUCUGGGAUCGGAGGGCCACACCACAUUUCAGAGCCCAUUCCUGGAGCCAAACCUCUGCCGAUGUCCCCUGAACUAGCCGCUCUAAUGAGCAGCCAGCAGAGGAUGAUGGGAGUGGAGGGUGUCCCCGUGGUGAACGGCACAGCUGGAGUUCACGGGGUUGAAGACUAUCAGCACUGGAUGGACGGUAAAGCCGCUCACGCCAAAACCCCGUCCCCACAGGUCCACCGGCACGGCGGAGACACCUACUCCAACACCCUGCCCGUCCGCAAAGUCGCUCCCAUCAAGGGCAAGAGCACUCUGGCCGAGACCCAGACGCUGCCCCGGUCCAGCUCGGUGGCUGCGGGGCUGGAGAGGAACGGACGGACCCGGGUCCAGGCCAUCUUCUCACACGCCGCGGGGGAUAACAACACCCUGCUCAGCUUCGUCGAGGGAGACACCAUCACACUGCUGGUGCCCGAGGCCAGGGACGGCUGGCACUAUGGAGAGAACGAGAAAACUAGGAUGCGAGGAUGGUUCCCCUUCUCCUACACCAGAGUGAUCCCUGAACCCGACACCAACAGACUCCAUGUUAGUUUGCAGCAUGGAAGAAGCUGCAGCACAGGGAAUCUUCUGGAAAGAGAACAGGUCACUAUCCCGUCUCCUGAUUACGGGACGUCCUCUCGGCUCAUGGCGCACACCGCCUCCCUGAGCAGACAGAGACCGUACAGCGUCGCAGUGCCGGGGUUUCCACAGCAGGGGCUCGAUGACUACGAGGCUCGCUUCCCCACGAGUUCGGAGGGCAAAUUGAUAUCGACAGUGUGAGAGGACAGACAGACACACAGACACUCGUCUGCAUAGGACAGGCACCAUCCUUCCUCCUCCCUUCUUCUCCUCCUCCUCUUACCUCCCUCCCUCAUCCAAUCCUCCUCCUCCUCCACUUGCUCGCUCGCCCACCAGCCAGCUCACAAUCUGCUCGUCCAUCACUCGCUUUUCACCCCACCCACCAAAUAAGAGGAGAACCACCCAUCAUCUACCCCACACUUCCUCCUCCUCCUACCCCACCCCCAUCCUUACCCCUCCCUCCUUCCCUUAGCUCCAGUGCUUCCCCACCGGGUGUCAAUCCACUGGGUGGUGGUGGAGCCAUGCUAAAGGAACCAGAGCGCAGAAUAUUCCGGGUUGCCCGUCCUCAGAAAGUCACCCGUCUUGAGGACAGUCUUGAGUGUCUGCUUUCUUUCUUUAAACGAGAUCACUGAAGUGGACUUCUCGGAGAAACUGUGUUUAUCUGUAUCUCUUGCUUGUCUUUCAUGCAUGUGUCAGUUGAGUCGGUGGAUAACAUGAAUAUCUUAGGGAAUACCAGGAAUUUUCCAACAAAAAAACACAAAACAAAUGUGAUAAAAGUUGACAAAAAUGUUCACAAACGUGCCAAUGCUGACUAAUGGACACUCAUAUAAUUGGAAGCCUGUAGCCAAUCAGACCCAACACCUAUAUCAUUCCCAAAUCUGGGAAGAUAACUCUUUCUUUAACUCUAUAUCCCUGUGUCUAAAUCAUAAGUGCUGCCACUAUAAUCAGGAAAUCGCUGGUUCGAAUCCUGUUCAUGCAGCUUGCCAUCAGCUCCCUGCACCCAGAGAGACCACAAUUGGCCUUGUUCUCUCUGGGUGUGUACAGUAUAUGGUGAUGUGGAUCAGCACAAGGCUGCGUCUGUGAGCUGAUGUAUCAGAACCGAGUCUCUACCCUUUCCUCUGAGUGUUAGCGCUGUGAUGCUAAACCUGACUUCACACUCGGAGGAGGCAUGUGCUAGUUGGUCGUAUAAAUUGGGGAGAAAAUGUGAAAAAAUAAAUCAAUUAGACCAGAUAGUGAGGCAGAGUGACACCCAAUCGAGUCUUAAAAAAGUUGUGAUUUCUGUUAUAGAUUUUCUGAAUGUCCAUUGGUCAUUUUCCCAUAGAAUAUAGACAGAUGCACCAAUGAAUCCACCAAUUUCAGAUGACGAACAUACAGAUCCACCAGUUUGAUAUGAAAGUAUUAUUACAAAUGUAUUAUUAAUAGACACAUAAAAAGGGUGUUGAAUUUGAUGAACCAGUGUGUUUCCACUGAAGUCCAGACUAUGUUUAAUGGUUCGGGAGCUUCUAAGGUCAUUUUCACACCUGUAGUUGGUUUCUAUGGUCCAGAUAGAUUCGUAUAUUAAUGCAGGGUUAAGCUGCUUUAACACAGAACAGUAAAACACUAAGCUUUUAAACACAGUGUUUUUAAUGCGGCGUACAGCGCAGAUGUAGUAAAGGUAUCAAAUGGAGUCGAGUGGCUGUGAGCAGUGAACGCUGCACAUACCGCGCACACUGUGUAAACAGCAUGGAGCAGCAUAAACAGCAUUUUAAUAAUUAGCAUUAUCUGGCUAAUAUAUCAGAUUAAACUGUGCCAUAUCAGAAUUUUAGGUCAAAUAAAAUGAGUUUAUUUAAUAUCUGAGUUGGAUCGAGACCGGUUCAAGUUAUUACCGCAACAAACCGCUCCAGAGUUUGAUUGGGACCAGAUUACUGUUUUCACACCUGCUCAAUCGAACCACAAACCAACCAGAGUCCGUUUUAACCAAACCCAAUAGUUCUGGUGUGAAAAUGCCCUGUGCAGAUGUAAUUACAGUUCAUGCAUGAAGGAAAAGACAACUGGUACCUCCUCAUACGUCCUCAAAGCCCAACAGCUUCACACCUAGUUCCCUUAACAUCUUCAUCCCUAGCGAAACUCCACCGGUGUCCUGUCCAGUCCUGAAUGAAAACAUGUGACAUGUCUUUUGUUUAUAAAAUGUUUCUAUGAUGUUUGGCCGACAAGUUGAUGUUCUGACCUGUUCUGAGUCCUGACCUGAUCUGACUUUCUUGGGAAUCAGUGCCUCUGUGUACAUAUUUCAAUUUCUCUUUGUAAAUAGAGUCAAAUCACUUGUUUAAUAUGUGGUUAAGAGCGCCGCAAAGCCAAUGGUAUUUUUUCAUGGGUGGUCUAUUAUUUACUUUUAUUAUUAUUAAUGCCAAAACAUGUUUUUGUAUUCUUAUGAUUCUUAUUAUUUUUUGCUGAAAAAAAACAACAAAAAAACUUUUCAAUAAUAGCAGACAAAUUUAAAAUGGCAGAUACAGAAAAAGUCAUUUUUAUAGAGUAUUAUCACGUUUAUUAGCUCUCUAACCUGCAUAAUCACCUGGAGAUCCUGAUCCAGAUCCUGAUUUUUCUAUUAAUUUGUUGUUUUUAGCUUUCUAGUAGCCGUGAGGUUAUAAAAAAAGAAAAAAAAAUCUAUGAAUAAAGACAAUGACUUUAGCUCACUUGAGGUAUUAAUCUAAUCAUGGGGAGAAAAAGGAAUGUUCUUGUCCACUGUUUGGUGUCUGUGGAUGAAUAAUAAUCAAUGUCAGUGUUUUCUGUAGGGUCUUCUAACUUUUACUGAGAAUCUGAGUAACACAUUCAUGAGCUAUGCAUUUUAAGGCACUGUUAUAAAAAUUAGCACUGUGGGCACCUUUUUUCGAAGACCACAAAGUUCCCUUCCCUCUAUACGUUUGUCAAAAAUUAUUAUUUUUUGUCUAUAAAUUGUGAUUUUAAAUAAAUCACAAUUUAUUUAAAACUUUUUAUCACUCUUAAAAAUUAAGUGUCUCCAAACAGUUCUUUCAGCAGCCACAUAAGACCAUUUAACAAUGUUUAUUACAGUCAUAAGUACUGUUAUUUGUGACCCUUAUUGUGUAGGUGGUACAAAAUGGCAAAAAAAAAAAAGCACUUUCGGGUUUGGUUAAGUAAGUAAAAAGACAAAGAAACAGAACUGCCAAGACAAAAAAUACUUUGUUUAAUUUAUGCAACAGUGAAAAAGUGGCAAAUUUAAUAAUAAUAAUAAAUAAAAAAAGUGCCACAUUUUUAAUUUUGGUUUCAGGCAUAUUAAUGGUAUCAGUCGAUAAAAAAAAAAAAAAAUCAGAUUAAUCACAACUAAAUUCUGUGAUUAACUGUGAUUAAUCACACUUAUUAUUCUUAAGAUGUAAGUUUUCCUCUCCCUCUAUCUGGUUUGUUUUCACACAGGCAUAAACCUAAACUCACCAAAAUGCGCACCAAUAAACCAUUCUAUCACAUCGUCUCCUCUGAUUGGUCAAAGCUGUCUGGUGCGAGAGCAAGAAAAUAAAUAUAGUGAGUAAAUAUGUUCCAGUGCGUAUAUCUAUAGAUCUGUGCAGCGUGAAGCUGCUUUAACACAGAACUUUGCCAAACAGUGUUUUAAAUUGGACAUGUAGCGCGUCUGUGAGCAGUGAAUGCUGCACAUACUGUGUGUGUAAACAGCAUGGAGCAGCAAAAACAGCAUUUGUUCCAAGCAGUAUAUUAUCUGGGUAAUAAAUUAAUCAGAUUAAACCGUACCUUAUCAGCAGUUUAGCUCAAAUAAAAAGAAGUAUAUUUAAUAGCUGGGUCGGAUCGAGAUCAGAUCACAAUUUUACCACAAGCAAACCACUCCAGAAAAAAAUUAAAAGUGGUUUGGGCGGGGCAUAUUGUGACAGAAGUUGAGGUCAAACUUGGUGGCAUAAUUAAUUUGCAUUAAAAAAAAUAAUAACUGAUAAUGUUACUGAUUCCAAAUUAAUGGCAUCCUUUAAGAAGGGCUUCACACUCAUGUCUUUAUUAUGAACAUGGUUCUUCAUGGAAAAAAUAUGAGGCCUUCUAUGGCAACCCCCAAAACAACCAUUUAAAGCACCUUUAUCUUUAAAAAAAAAUAAAAUUUUCAAUAAUGAGACAAAAAGUUUAUUGGUUUCCAAAAAUGCUGAAUGUUAAGAAAACUUUCUCAAUACCUCAAAAAUCCCCCAAAACUCUAAAAUGAUCUCUGUUCAGCAGCCGUGUCUGUCUCUCCUCCUCCUGUUGUCUUCUUGCAUCUCCGUUUGUCUUUCUCUGAGUGUUUGACAGAAAGAUAAGCUCUUCCUUUUUUCUGUUCUGUUCUUUUUGCCGACCCUGUCCAUCUCUUGUUUUGAUAAAUUUAGACCCAAAAGACACAGUAAGGUUUCACCGACUGGAAGCUGCCAGUGUUUCUUCUUUCUGCAUUAAAAUAAGGCCAAAGCUCUGGCUGCUACGUUCGCUGGGUAGAUCGCCUCGGUCCGGGAGGCCGAACGGAAUCUCUCCAACAACCUUUUUUUUUGUGUGUUUUCUGUUUUGUUUGUUUUUUUUUUUUUUUUU
This is a messenger RNA of Astyanax mexicanus (Mexican tetra), 6158 nucleotides long. It is a transcript of the gene baiap2b, whose product is annotated as BAR/IMD domain containing adaptor protein 2b. Gene Ontology annotation, cellular component: cytosol; nucleoplasm. Bases 252 to 1826 code for a protein of 524 amino acids. Lineage: Eukaryota; Metazoa; Chordata; Actinopteri; Characiformes; Acestrorhamphidae. The record is from RefSeq and is a predicted model, not a curated record. Gene Ontology annotation, biological process: actin crosslink formation; positive regulation of actin filament polymerization; plasma membrane organization. Gene Ontology annotation, molecular function: cytoskeletal adaptor activity; protein binding. The transcript is spliced from 15 exons.